Paramecium pentaurelia is the source of this 519-nucleotide messenger RNA. The record is from the annotation of a GenBank genome assembly. Lineage: Eukaryota; Ciliophora; Oligohymenophorea; Peniculida; Parameciidae.
UAUGAGCGCUAAAAAGAAUACAAAUUAAUUUGAGAAGGAUUCAGAAGAGGAAUAAAUCAAAAAAAAGGUUAAGAAAAAUGAAGAGUAAAAGAAAAAUAAUGAAUAGAAUUCUGAUGAAUUUGAAAUUGACUCAGAAUUAGAGGAAGAUGAAGAAAUUGAAGAAGAUGGUAAUUAAUUCUAAUAAUUGUUUAGGUAUCUAAACCUCUUCGCAUUCCAGCAUAGAUUUAUAAGCUUAUUUAUAAUAAAGAGACUAAAUUCCUGAUAGUGAUGAUGAUGAAGAAGAAGAAGAAGAUAAUGAUAAUAAACAAAAUCAAAAGAAAAAAACUCAACUUAAAUAACAAAAAGUAUCUAAAAAAUAGUAGGAUGAUGAUGAAGAUGAUGAAGAUGAUGAUGAUGUUGAAGAUGAAGAUGAUGAAGAAGAAGUAGAUGAUGAAGAUGAAGAUGAAAAUGAAAAUGAAAAACCACCUUAAAAGAAAUAAAAAGUUUAAUAAUAAUAGAAAUAAAAAAAAUAAAGAUGAU